GGUUUUUGACGAUAUUAUCGUGACGAUGAAUUAUGCAUUGGACAAACUUCUUGACUUGUUAGAGAAGGUUCUUUAUGGCGAAAUUGAGCAUGAUGAAGGAGUAUGUAUGAUUUUUGAUCAUGUCUAUGAGAUCAGUAUGAAGCUCAGGUCGAUCCAUAAUUUUAAAGUGCAAAUUGAUUAUGAUGCGCUCGACGUAGAAUUGUUUUGCUCGGUACAGGAUUUAGUUCGUGGUCCCCCAAUUUUGACAAGUUUGAUUCCUUCGGAGUUACAAAAUUUUAGAACACACAUGUUGGGCGCUAUGAAAAUUCUCAUUGAUACUCCGCCUUCUGCGCCAAAUCUGGUCUCUACAGUACUUGAGCAACACAUUGAAGCAUAUGGUCAAGCAUCCAAGGAGGAAUCAAGUGUUGACUCACAAGUUGGAGAUGAAGUGGACACCGGGCCCGAAGCAAUAAACAAAGAUGACGGGGGGUCCAACAUUGUGGGAAAAAAUGAAGGUCCUCUUGUAGAAGAUGUUGCUAAUGUCGACAAGUUAGAUUCUACUUUUCAGGAAUUUUAUACCUCAGCUGGAGUAGUCAUUGCAAAGGAUGAUGUUCCAAAAAGUGUUGAAAAAGUGGCAGAUGGAGAUGCUAAGCAAGCAUGCUCACUUAUUUUGAUUGACACCAUCAAAUUAUUUGAGCUUGCCGAUGUUGUCCCGUAUGAGCACCGGGGUUCAAAGAAAAUAGUUCAAGGCAAGUUUGGUAUACUCUUAUAUUUCUACCGCUUUACUUCAUCUGAGAAGCUCCUUGAAGAUUGGUCUACAACUGGACAUCUGUUCUGGUUCAACACGUUCUCACAUGUCCAAAAGCUUGAGUGGGAACCUCCACCGUGAGGACAAGGUGGUUUUUAAGGGGGCGAGAAUGAUAUGAUAGUAUAUUAGUCAUAUUAUUUAUUAAUUAGUAGUCUUUAUUAAUAUCUUAUAUUUAAUCUAGUUUAGGGUUUAGUUACUUUAGUAUGGGCCCGAGCCCAUUAGGUCAUUUCGUGUUACCGUAUUACUCUAUAUAUUGUAAUCCUUUCCCGUUAUUCUGGAAUCAAUAAAGAAAUAUCAAAACUUUAA
Cuscuta campestris is the source of this 1093-nucleotide messenger RNA. Lineage: Eukaryota; Viridiplantae; Streptophyta; Magnoliopsida; Solanales; Convolvulaceae. The record is from the annotation of a GenBank genome assembly.